CGGAACGCUUCUUCACCACCUGCAGCCACUUCGGUAGCUCGCUAGACAACGAAGUCGGAACAUUCAAGUUCUUUAGACAAUUUCCUGGUUUGUUUGCCACUAUGAUUUAAACAUACUUAUGCGGAAACAACUAGCUAUCCCAUUGAAUUUAAUAUUUACGUUGUAAGUCAACUUGCUGGCUGGUUAAGUUAGCACUAGUCGCUAAUGCUAACUAGCUAACAUCUCUACCAUGAGUUCACUAAGCUACUCUCCUGCCGAAGAAGAGGUCUGCUGGACGGAGAAAGAAGCUCACGUGAAAGAGGAGGAGGAAGAGGAGGCUAUUACAAUACAAAAACAAGUAGAGGGUAAGGCUGUUACCAUGAAAGAAGAAGAGAAAGACGCCUUCAGAGUGAAAGAGGAGGAAGAUGUUACUGUGAAAGAAGAAGAGGAAUAUUCGGUUUUUGGAGUGGAGGAUGAAGUGAAAGAAGAUGAAGUGGUUUUUGGAAUAAAGGAUGAAGAGGGGGAGGUUACUGUCACAUUAGAGGAGGACGAAGAAGAGAGGACUGGAGAACUGAUGAACACCAGUAAAUACAGAGAGAGAUGUGACUAUCGUGGAUCCUCUGGGGGGCCUCAACAUCCUCAGGAUGCUGACAGGGCAGAGAAGAGUCUCUCCAGAUCAGAACACCUCAAGAAACACCAGCAGAGACCCACAGGGAAGAAAUCUAAUUGCUGCUCUGACUGUCGGAAAGGUUGCAAAUCUUCAUCAGAACUUAAAAUACACCAGAGAACACACACUGGAGAGAAGCCUUAUAGCUGUAAUCAAUGUGGGAAGAGUUACUUAAGAUCAGAUUCACUAAAAGUACACAUGAGAAGUCACACUGGAGAGAAACCUUAUAGCUGUACUCAAUGUGGGAAGAGUUUUAGUCAGUCAAGCAACCUGUUAUCACACCAGAGAAAACACACAGGAGAGAAAUAUUAUAGCUGUAAUCAAUGUGGGAAGAGUUUUACUACAUCAAGCCAUCUGAUUCGACACCAGAGAACACACACAGGAGAGAAGCCUUAUAGUUGUAAUCAAUGUGGGAAGAGUUUUACUCAGUCAAGCACCCUGGUAUCACACCAGAGAAUACACACAGGAGAGAAGCCUCAUAGUUGUAAUCAAUGUGGGAAGAGUUUUACUCAGUUAAGCACCCUGAUAUCACACCAGAGAACACACACAGGAGAGAAACCGUAUAGCUGUGACCAAUGUGGGAAGAUUUUUACUACAUCUAGUGAUCUGACCGUACACCAGAGAACACACACAGGAGAGAAACCUUAUAGCUGUGAACAAUGUGACAAGAGAUACUCUGAUAAAAGAUCUCUGAUCAAACAUCAGAAAAUACAUUCAUGAAGGAGUUGUUUCAUGAUAUCAAUGAAAUAAUGUCACAAUGUAGAAUGUUUUAACAUUGGAGUAGGAGUAUUUUAAUGAUGUCACAAUGUAGAACCCUAAAUGUUUGCCCCUUAUCAAUUGGUUUUGGCAUGAUAUGGAUAUCAGUGGGAAAAUCUUAGUACUUUCCAUUCAUCUUUCCCUUGAUCUUGACGAGUCUGCCAGUCCCUGCCACUGAAAAACAUUCCCACAGCAUGAUGCUGCAACCACCGUGCUUCACCGUAGGGAUGGUGCCUAGUUUCCUCCAGACGUGAUACAUGGCAUUCAGGCCAAAGAGUUACAUUUUGGUUUCAUCAGGCCAGAGAAUGUUAUUUCUCAAGGUCAGUCCUUUACAUGCCUUUUGGCAAACACCAAGCAGGCUGUCAUGUGCCUUUUACUGAGGAAUGGCUUCCCCAUGGCCACUCGAUCAUAAAAGGCCUGAUUGGUGGAGUGCUAUAUAGAUGGUUGUCCUUCUGGAAGGUUCUCCCAUCUCCACAGAGGAGCUCUGGAGCUCUGUCAUAGCAGGUUCUUGGUCACAUCCUUGAACAAGGCCCUUCUUCCCUGACUGAUCUGUUUGAAGAGUCUUGGUGGUUCCAAACCUCUCCCAUUUAAGAAUGAUGGAGGCCACUGUGUUCUUGGGGACCUUCAAUACUGCAGACAUCUUUUGGUACCCUUUGGUUUUCAUUUUUUGGUCCCCAGAUUUGUGCCUCUACAGAAUCCUGUCUCGGAGCUCUACGGACAAUUCCUUCAACCUUGUGGCUUGGUUUUUGUCCUGACAUGCACUGUCAACUGUGGGACCUUAUAUAAGACAGGUGUGUGCCCAAAUCAUGUCCAAUCAAUUGAAUUUACCGCAGGUGGACUCCAAUCAAGUUGUAGAAACAUCUCAAGGAUGAUCAAUGGAAACAAGAUGCACAUGAGCUCAAUUUCAAGUCUCAUAGCAAAGAGUUUGAAUACUUAUGUAAAUAAGGUAUUUCUGUUUUGUCAUUAUGGGGUAUUAUUUCAUUAUGGGGUAUUGUGAUGUCAUUGUGGGGUAUUAUGUCAUUAUGGGGUAUGGUGUGUAGAUUAAUGAGGAACACAAUAUUAUUUAAUACAUUUUAGAAUACGGCUGUAACGUAACAAAAUGUGUAAAAAGUCAAGGGGUCUGAAUACUUUCUUAAUGCUCUGAAUAUGCUUUUGGUUUACUGUUAGAAUAAGUUGUAUGACUACACCAAUACUGUUCAACGAUUCACAGACCUAGAAAAUACAUGUCCAACCUUGCUGCUAGAGAUCUAGCUACUGGGUGUGAAGGUUUCUGUUCCAACCCUGCACUAGCACCUGCUAUUGUGUUGAUUAUUUGGAUUAGACACUAUUCAAUCAUGUCUAAUUUUGGGGAUGGAUGUCUAAACCCACUGCCCUUUUCCACAGGUGUUCUUUAUGAUAGGAAAUAAAGGGCUGAUUCACAGAAUGAA
Molecule: messenger RNA, 2829 nt
Organism: Oncorhynchus masou masou (cherry salmon)
Lineage: Eukaryota; Metazoa; Chordata; Actinopteri; Salmoniformes; Salmonidae
Product: zinc finger protein 239-like
Exons: 2
Coding region: 230-1366 (378 amino acids)
Biological process (GO): regulation of transcription by RNA polymerase II
Molecular function (GO): DNA-binding transcription factor activity, RNA polymerase II-specific; RNA polymerase II cis-regulatory region sequence-specific DNA binding
Source: RefSeq, a predicted model, not a curated record